AUUAUAAGUAUAUUAAAAAUUACUAGGGCCUUACUACUAGAUUCCUAAUGACGAGUUUUUUGGAUACCAGAAACAAGAAUAGAUGAAGCAAAGAGAAGAUAAAUUACUUUUACAGUCCAGUCUUCUAAAGAAUGCCUUACACAUUAAGAUCACGUUUGAAUCCUUCAAAACAGAAGCCAAUAACAGAUCAUUUUAAUAGUUCUACAGAAAGCGAAUUAAGUGUGAGUAGUGAUAGUCAGUGUGAUACAACUGAUAACAUUCAACAUUUAGACAACUCUUCUAAUAUUAAAAGUGAACCCUUUGAUGGAAUUUCUGUCAAAGACUUAAGCAAGCAACAAGAUGCUUUGAGCAAGGCAUUAUCUGAAAAUCAUGAUGCAGUUAAUUCAGAUUUUCACCAGAGAAGUUUUAUUGACAGGGCAAUGAAUUCCGUUUUCUCUUCAUCUCUCUUACAGAUUAAUAAUGUAUCUAUCAAAGCUGAAGAUUCAAAAGAUAAUUUAGAAGAUUUAUUAUUUCCACCUCUACCUCAUUUUUUUGAAGGUGGGUUUAUCAGUUAUUUCCAAAGUGGUAAUAAUUUACAUCUUUCUUUGAAGUUCUCUCUCACAAAAUAUACCUCAGGGUCUACUUGUUGUUUAUGUAAUGCAAAGUGUGUGGGAUUACAUAACAUGUCACAUCAUCUAAGGCUACACACUGCAGAUAAAGUUUAUACUUGUAUUGAAUGCCAAGGGCAGUUUUUAUGUAAUGAAGAUUACAUAUCGCAUACAAGCAUUCACAAUACUCAGCUUACUUGCAACAUUUGCCAUAGCAGCUUCAACGAAAAAUGUAAGUUUAUAGCUCAUUCACAAACUCAUUUAAGUGAAAUUUUUUUAGCAUGUAAUAUGUGUUACCAUAGAUUUAAGCAGAGAACCGAUUUCUUGCGGCACUUGCGAUUUCACAGUGAACGUCCUUACGAGUGUGCCAUUUGUCCAAAGAAUUAUAUCCAUAUUCGGAGCUUAAGAAAACAUGUUUCCAAACUGCACAAAACUGACAAGCUUCAGGUUUUUAACUGUGCGCAGUGCGGUAAAGAGUGUCAGAAUGCCCACAAGUUAAGACAUCAUGUUAAACUACACUCAAAACAAGUUGUUUUGUGUCACAUUUGCGGGAAAUCUUUUAAAGACACCACGUCAAUCAAGAGACAUGUCCGGGAACACAGUGGUAUCAGACCUUAUAAAUGUGAAAUGUGUGGGUGGGCGUCGCCUCGUUUGAACAACUUAUCCAAGCACCUCAACACGCACCUUAAACCGUUAAAAUGUCUGCACUGCGAUCAACAUUUUAGUUGUGAUAUAUUUCUUGACUUACAUUUAAGCAAACAUUCUGGGGAAAAACCCUACCAGUGCGAUGCCUGUGAUAAAGGAUUUUUCUUUCCUUCUGCCUUAGCUAUUCAUAAAAGAAGGAAACACAGUGACAAAAGUAAGGAGAGUAGGAAUCAUAAAUGCCCCAUCUGUUUUGCAUUUUUUAAAAGGAAGUUUCAUCUCAAAAGACAUCUGCGUGUGCAUGAACAAAAAACUCGCACGUGUGGGCUUUGUCCCGCAUCAUUCACUGACAGAGAGGAUUUAAAAGUGCAUCAGGCAACGCACAAAGAUGAAAAGGUAUUCCAGUGUCCUGUAUGUGGGAUAGGAUUUUCCCGCAGGAAGAGGUUGUGGGACCACAAGCACAUCCACUCUGGUGUCAAGUUUAGUUGUGAUGUGUGUAACAUUCUUUUCUCACAUAGGAAAUCACUGAACCGACACAUGAAAGCUCAACACGGGAAAAGAAAUGUGUUGUCUAAAAAAUAGUAAAAAAAUAAAUGGGGCUGUGAUAGUCUGACUUUUAAAUGAAAAUUUUUUUUACACAUUUUAAAUGGAUUAGACUCCAGCGCUGAGGAUAAAAAUUUCUUGGAGAAUUAUUGCCAGAUUGUUAAUUAUCAUGUUUACAGUAUUACAUGUAAUAAUUGAUAAAUCACAUAUUGUGGUAUAGAUACUUGCCAUGUUCACCAGUGAAAUGUAGAGGGUUAGGUUUCUGACUUGGGUUGAUUACUAGGGUUAGGUUUAUUGUAGAGUUAGAUUUAUUCCUGUCUAGGUUUUUGCCCUGGGUUAGGUUUGUUAAGUAUUAAGUUUUACUUAGGUUAAGUUUAUACCUAGGGUUAGGCGUGUGUUUAGGGUUUUGGGCUAGGCUGAUGACACAUUAUAAACGUUUCAUUAAGUUUGGGUCAUAAACCAUUUACUGUAACUAGUGUGACACCAUCUCAGUGUAAAUAUUUUGUUUUUGCAUCAGGUCCAGUAAGAAAAGGUUUUUUAUUUUGUUUAAAAAAUAACAACUUAUAAACCUUAACCAGAAGAAAUGUAAAUAGGCCUCCUUAUGUUGUUGAUUAAAAAAAUCUUUCUUGUUUUUAACUUUACACCUGCCUUGUAUGUAACAUUUUUUUAUAUAGAAAGUUUUUUGAACUGAUAACUAGUCCUGUUCUUUGUAUGUUAUUUUUAUAGAAAAAUUAUCACUCAUGUACGUUACAAGUGUACGUACAUAUUGUGUAAGUUUGCUCUCAUUAUUAAUAUUACAAAUGUAUAUCUGAUAUUAUGAGACGGAGUGGUCUAGCGGUAGAGAGCUGGACUGCUGGCAUGUAAGUCUCGAGUUCAAAUCCGGGUUACAGUCAGUAGACCGUCCCUGAGUCCACCCAACUCUAAUGGGUACCUAACUCACGUUAGGGAAAGUAAAGGCGGCUGGGCAUAGUGCUGACCACACUAUCUCUUCAUAUGCCGAGGUCACAGAAACAAGUGAACUCUACUUCACUUGCCCCAUAGACCGUCAGGUUUGAAAGGGAAACUUUACUUUUUUAUAUCUGUUAUUGCAGUAUGUGAUCACAUAUAAAGUAUUUUGAUUUUUGCCUAAAGAACAUUGUGCUACUGUUCUUAUUACUUUAUUUUAAUUUUUUUCUACUCUUUUAGCUUUUUUGAAAAUGGGAAUUUAAACAUACUUGGGUUACUGACUGUAAUACUUUUUUCUGCCUAGUUUGAACUAUUACUAUAGUAUACAUGUCUAUAUUAUUUGCUUAAUUACAUGUGUAUAUACAUUUUUACAUACACACACAAUUAGAUAGAUAGAUAGACAGAGAAACAGACAAGAGUGAGAAAGGUAAUAAGAUAGUACCUCUAGUGCAGAAAAUAUGAUAAGAUUAAGAAAUUAUUUCUUGCUAUUGUAUCAGCUAUAGAUAUCCACAAAUCUACUUUACAACCUCUACAAAUAUCCACAAAUCUACUCCACAACCUCUAUGGAUAUUCACAAAUCUACUUUACAACCUCUAUGGAUAUCCACAAAUCUACUCCACAACCUCUAUGGAUAUCCACAAAUCUACUCCACAACCUCUAUGGAUAUCCACAAAUCUACUCCACAACCUCUAUGGAUAUCCACAAAUCUACUCCACAACCUCUAUGGAUAUCCACAAAUCUACUCCACAACCUCUAUGGAUAUCCACAAAUCUAAUCCACAACCUCUAUGGAUAUCCACAAAUCUACUCCACAACCUCUAUGGAUAUCCACAAAUCUACUCCACAACCUCUAUGGAUAUCCACAAAUCUACUCCACAACCUCUAUGGAUAUCCACAAAUCUACUCCACAACCUCUAUGGAUAUCCACAAAUCUACUCCACAACCUCUAUGGAUAUCCACAAAUCUACUCCACAACCUCUAUGGAUAUCCACAAAUCUACUCCACAACCUCUAUGGGUAUCCACAAAUCUACUCCGCAACCUCUAUGGAUAUCCACAAAUCUACUCAACUUCUACAGAUAUCCACAAAUCUAUUUCACAACCACUACAGAUAUCCACAAAUCUCCACAACCUCUACAGAUAUCCACAAAUCUAUUCCACAACCUCUGCAGAUAUCCACAAAUCUAUUCCAAAAGCAUAUUAAAACAAGACUGUAGGUGCAACAAUCAGUGAACACCUACAUCAUGCAAGAACAGUGUUGAAAGACACAGAGUUUAAAAUAGUUCACACACAGUCCACCAAGUCUAUGAUAGUCAAAAAAAAAUACACCAAAGCUUCUACUACAAUUUUCAUUUUUCCAAUGCUGUUUCACUUCAUAUCCUAAGAUUAUGAGUAUUAAUUGCUUUCUCCUACAUUGUGAU
This is a messenger RNA of Physella acuta, 4135 nucleotides long. Its product is annotated as zinc finger protein OZF-like. Gene Ontology annotation, cellular component: nucleoplasm. Gene Ontology annotation, molecular function: RNA polymerase II cis-regulatory region sequence-specific DNA binding; DNA-binding transcription repressor activity, RNA polymerase II-specific. NCBI's taxonomy places the organism in Eukaryota, Metazoa, Mollusca, Gastropoda, Physidae. Gene Ontology annotation, biological process: regulation of transcription by RNA polymerase II. The record is from RefSeq and is a predicted model, not a curated record.